UCUCUCUCUCUCUCUCUCUCUCUCUCUCUCUCUGUCUUUGUCUCCUCUCUCUCUCUCAUCUCUCAAUAUAUGGGGUCCUUCUUUGUGCUCUUUGACCAUUACUGACAUUUUCAUAUAUAAAUAUUGCUAUCCUUUGUUCUUUAUAUAUACUUCUUCUAUGUCCACUUUUUUAUUAUAUUUUUUUCAUUCCUUUUUGUUUCUGAUCAACUUUGGUUUCUGACGGUUUAUUCCAAUAUAUUUCCUAACCCUGAUUUUUGUUUAUGUAACCGUAUGAUGAGAAUUUUGAAUCUUAAAGUUGUCUCCGUUUUAGGGUUUUAUGGUGGAAAUCUAUGUUAACGGAUUACUUUAUGUUUACCCUUCUAUAUGUAUAUUGAAAAGGGGCUUUAAUUAGAUAGAACCCCUAAUUUUUAGUUGGUUGGUGGGAUACUGGAAUUUCCAAUUUUGGAACUUUUCAAUCAACAGUAUGCUGUUAAAUCAACCCAUUUUGGUUAUAUCGAGAUCUUGUUGGAAUUAAUUUAUAAUCCUCACUGUUGGGUUUGGAAAGACUUAAUUUAAGUGUAUUUGAUGAGUUUUGUCUUCUUUAGGGCUUAAUUGCGGGGACAGGGCAGUUCUUUAAUUUGUAGGAAUAUCGAAGUGAUGCUAUUUGAAGUUGAAGCACACUGUUUUCUUCCUUCUUGGUGUUAAUUUCUAUGGUGGUUAUGUUUUGAACAUGGGAGUUUCUUGAGCUAACUUGUAAUCUCUGCUUAUUGUGUCACUCUGUAGUUCUAAUGGAUGGUGAUGCUUUGAACAUGCGUAAUUGGGGUUACUAUGAACCAUCUUUGAAAGCGCAUCUUGGACUGCAGCUCAUGUCCACAAUUGGUGAGCGAGAUGUGAAACAUUUUAUGCCUGGACGGGACCCGUCAGCUAUUGUUAACAUGAAUGCCGCAUUUCAUCCACGGGAGUCUGUUGUUUCUGAAGCACCGGUAGCGACGAACUGGGCGAGGGAUGGUUGGAUAAAUCAUAGGGACAAGCUUUUCAAUGUGUUAUCCCCCAAUACUAGUUAUUCUCUGCUUGCAGAGACGUCAGCGGCACAACCUUUGCAAAUUUUACAGCCACUUGACACAUCAAGAGAUGAAAUGGUUCUCAAGAUUGAAGAACCACCUGUGAAGAAGGGAACUAAACAACCAAAGAAACGACAGAAUGGAGGUGCUCCCAAAACUCCGAAACCAAAGAAGCCUCGAAAGCCUAAAAAUAAUGAUCCUUCGGUUCAACAGGUGAAGGCACCAAAAAAGAAGAUGGAGCUUGUUAUAAAUGGGUUUGACAUGGAUAUAUCUAGUAUCCCAAUUCCAGUAUGUUCUUGCACUGGAACUCCUCACCAAUGUUAUAGAUGGGGCUAUGGUGGCUGGCAAUCAGCUUGUUGUACCACAAGUUUAUCUCUACAUCCUUUGCCAAUGAGUGAGAAGCGGCGAGGUGCAAGAAUUGCUGGUCGAAAAAUGAGUCAAGGUGCUUUUAAGAAGGUUUUGGAGAAACUAGCAGCUCAAGGCUAUAACUUUUCUAACCCAAUUGAUUUAAGAAGCCAUUGGGCAAGGCAUGGGACCAAUAAGUUUGUCACAAUCAGGUCCAUUAUUACUAAAGAGACGGACCAGCUUAUUUGUAGACCAAAGAUUAUAUGAAGAGAAUCCUAUCUACCAUCUAA
This is a messenger RNA of Cucumis sativus (cucumber), 1675 nucleotides long. Its product is annotated as protein BASIC PENTACYSTEINE2. NCBI's taxonomy places the organism in Eukaryota, Viridiplantae, Streptophyta, Magnoliopsida, Cucurbitales, Cucurbitaceae. The transcript has 2 exons. Gene Ontology annotation, biological process: response to ethylene. Gene Ontology annotation, molecular function: DNA-binding transcription factor activity; sequence-specific DNA binding. The coding region runs from base 768 to 1652 and encodes 294 amino acids. Gene Ontology annotation, cellular component: nucleus. The record is from RefSeq and is a predicted model, not a curated record.